This is a messenger RNA of Chenopodium quinoa (quinoa), 1065 nucleotides long. RefSeq lists its product as uncharacterized. Gene Ontology annotation, molecular function: DNA binding; transposase activity. Gene Ontology annotation, biological process: DNA transposition. The coding region runs from base 1 to 1065 and encodes 354 amino acids. Lineage: Eukaryota; Viridiplantae; Streptophyta; Magnoliopsida; Caryophyllales; Amaranthaceae. The record is from RefSeq and is a predicted model, not a curated record. The transcript is spliced from 4 exons.
AUGGCUGAAUCAACUGUAUACAAGAUGAAAGGGAUUGCAAUGGGGAUGAUACAAGGUGGACAUGAUGAUUUAUAUAGCAAGUUUAUUGAUUACUGCUAUCUUUUAAAGGAGAGGAAUCUUGAAUCAGUUGCUUUUUGUACAUGGAAAGUAUUGCAACAGCCUGAGAAGCCUUUGCAGUUCAAGUCUAUAUUCAUCAGCUUUGCAUCAAAAUUUAGAGGUCUUGUGCAAGGGUGUAGGGGUUUGGUUGGUGUUGAUGGGUUCCACUUGAAGGGGAACUAUGAAGGAGUGUUGCUGUUUGUUGUCUCCAUUGAUGCCAACAAUGAGAUCUUCCUUGUUGUUGCAAUGGUGGACUUAGAGAACAAGUCUAGUUGGUGCUGGUUUUUCCACCAUUUGAAGACUAUCAUCACUGAAACUGGAAGAGAGGACUGGACCAUAAUGUCAGAUAGACAAAAGGGUAUUGACCCUUCACUGGAUCGAGUUUGGCCCAAGGUACCUAUGAGGUAUUGUGCAAGGCAUCUUUGCAAGAAUUUUAAGUCAGAGUACCCAGUGAUGCUGAUGCAUAAGGUGUUUUGGUCAGUCACAAAUGUCUUUGCUGAGUUCAGCUUCAGGAAGGCAAUCACCAAGCUUCACGCACUUGUUGGUUUAGGUGCUGUGAAGUGGUUCAAAGAGAUAGGGCCACUAGUAAGAUGGACAAAUGGAGGUGUGAGAAGGAUAGCUAUGGUGAGGCAUGCUACAAGGCAACAAAGAAGUGAGGAAAGGGUUGAAGGUCUUUGCCCUAACAUAAGGGAGAGGGUUAGGGAUCUUAUCAAGGAAUCCAGAUCUUGCCAUGCUUACCCAGCUGGGAGAGGAGAGCAUGGAAUGAGGGCUCUGUUGCAUGCUGGAAAGGAACCAACUGACUAUGUCAAUGAAUGGUACUCAGUGGCUAGGUACAAGGCCACUUACAAUGGCAACAUUUUACCUCUUCUAGAUAAAGAGCAAUGGCCAAAGUUGGAUAACCCAAAACUAUUGCCACCACCAAUCAAGAGGAGUGUAGGCAGACCCUCUAGGAAUAGAAGAAGAGAAUAG